CUGAUAACCCAGCUGCCGAGGAACGGAGUGGAGCCGGCUCCAAACUUCUCAGCUGUUGACAGGCUUGACUUGCUGAGAACACUGGUUAAAUAUAGCACACGCGAGCUCAGCUCAACAAAGUCACUGCUCUGACAGUGUAGUGGAGGGAGCAGAAGACGAGAAACCUAAUCUCAGAACCCAACAACACCUAGCAACAGUUGAAAAAACUUUCAAACAAAAGUCUGGGUGGGAGGUAUACACCAGCCUCCUCUUUCUGCUGAUCGGGAUUUCAGGGAGAAGAAGCUGCUUUCCCCUUCUCUCUACCCAGUUUCCUGCAUGACUUCAGCUAUUGGCUAGUCCCAGGAAAGAAAGUGGGAAAAGCUUUUCCCUCUGUAUUCUUUUGGGCUGGAUAGGUUUCCAGGACUCCAGUCUCUCUUGGGCUGUGGGACAAGCCACUGGGUUCUUCACAGGAUAAGCUACCUCCAUAAAGGACGUACCCUGGGUUAGACCAGCUGCCAGUCAGGUGGGAAUGAGAUCCCGAAAUCAGGGUGGUGAAAGUUCAUCCAACGGGCAUGUCUCCUGCCCCAAGUCCUCCAUCAUCAGCAGUGCUGAUGAUAAAAGUCUCUCGGAAGAUACGAAAAAGAAGAACAAAUCAAAUAGAAAGGAGGAUGAUGUCACGGCCUCAGGAACUGUCAAACGACACCUAAAACCAUCUGGAGAAAGUGAACGAAAGAAUAAGAAAUCCUUGGAGUUAUCCAAAGAAGACCUCAUCCAGCUACUCAGUAUAAUGGAAGGGGAGUUGCAGGCCAGGGAAGAUGUGAUCCACAUGCUGAAGACGGAGAAAACCAAGCCUGAGGUUCUGGAGGCUCACUACGGGUCUGCGGAGCCCGAGACAGUGCUGCGGGUCCUGCACCGAGACGCCAUCCUGGCCCAGGAGAAGUCCGUCGGAGAAGAUGUGUAUGAGAAGCCCAUCUCAGAGCUGGACAGACUCGAGGAAAAACAGAAGGAAACCUACCGGCGCAUGCUAGAGCAGCUGCUGCUGGCAGAGAAGUGUCACCGGCGCACGGUGUACGAGCUGGAGAACGAGAAGCACAAGCACACGGACUACAUGAACAAGAGCGACGACUUCACCAACCUGCUGGAGCAGGAGCGAGAGAGGUUGAAAAAACUCCUUGAACAAGAAAAGGCUUACCAAGCCCGCAAAGAAAAGGAAAACGCUAAGCGGCUCAACAAACUGAGAGAUGAGCUGGUGAAACUCAAGUCCUUUGCACUCAUGCUGGUGGAUGAAAGGCAAAUGCAUAUCGAGCAACUUGGCCUGCAAAGCCAGAAAGUACAGGACCUGACUCAGAAACUGAGGGAAGAGGAAGAAAAGCUCAAAGCCAUUACUUCCAAAUCCAAAGAAGACAGGCAGAAAUUGCUCAAGCUGGAAGUGGAUUUUGAACACAAGGCUUCGAGGUUUUCCCAGGAGCAUGAAGAGAUGAAUGCUAAGCUCGCCAAUCAGGAGUCUCACAAUAGGCAACUCAGGCUCAAGCUGGUUGGCUUAACUCAAAGAAUUGAGGAGCUGGAAGAGACCAACAAAAAUCUUCAAAAGGCGGAGGAAGAACUUCAGGAACUAAGAGAGAAAAUUGCCAAAGGGGAAUGUGGCAACUCCAGCCUCAUGGCAGAAGUGGAAAAUCUGCGGAAGCGCGUGCUCGAAAUGGAGGGUAAAGAUGAGGAGAUCACGAAAACGGAAUCCCAGUGCCGGGAACUGAGGAAGAAGCUGCAGGAGGAAGAACACCAUAGCCGGGAGCUCAAACUUGAAGUGGAGAAGUUACAGAAGAGAAUGUCAGAACUGGAGAAACUGGAAGAAGCCUUUAGCAAGAGUAAAUCUGAGUGCACCCAGCUGCAUUUAAAUCUGGAGAAAGAAAAGAGCUUAACCAAGGACCUGCUCAAUGAAUUGGAGGUGGUCAAGAGUCGGGUUAAAGAACUGGAAUGUUCCGAAAGUAGAUUGGAAAAGGCUGAAUUAAGCCUCAAAGAUGAUCUGACAAAGUUGAAGUCAUUUACCGUGAUGCUGGUUGAUGAAAGGAAAAAUAUGAUGGAAAAAAUAAAGCAAGAAGAGAGAAAAGUAGAUGGACUCAAUAAAAACUUCAAGGUGGAACAAGGAAAGGUUAUGGAUGUCACUGAGAAACUAAUAGAAGAAAGUAAGAAGCUUUUAAAACUGAAAUCUGAAAUGGAGGAAAAGGUGUACAAUCUGACAAAAGAGAGAGACGAGUUAAUAGGCAAACUGAAAAGCGAAGAAGAAAAAUCCUCUGAAUUAAGCUGCAGUGUUGACUUACUAAAGAAGAGACUUGAUGGGAUAGAGGAAGUGGAGAGAGAAAUAACCAGAGGGAGGUCUCGAAAAGGACCUGAGCUCACCUGCCCAGAAGAUAACAAAAUUAAGGAACUUACCCUUGAAAUUGAGAGACUGAAGAAACGCCUGCAACAACUGGAGGUGGUCGAAGGGGAUUUGAUGAAGACAGAGGAUGAGUAUGACCAGCUGGAGCAGAAAUUUAGAACUGAGCAGGACAAGGCGAACUUCCUCUCCCAACAGCUGGAGGAGAUAAAGCACCAGAUUGCCAAGAAUAAAGCAAUAGAGAAAGGUGAGGCUGUGAGCCAGGAAGCGGAGCUGAGACACCGAUUUCGGUUGGAAGAAGCUAAAAGUCGAGACUUAAAAGCCGAAGUGCAAGCUCUUAAGGAGAAGAUUCAUGAGUUAAUGAACAAAGAAGAUCAGCUUUCUCAGCUCCAAGUGGAUUAUUCUGUUCUCCAACAAAGAUUCCUGGAAGAGGAAAAUAAGAACAAAAACAUGGGGCAGGAGGUGCUCAAUCUGACCAAAGAGUUGGAGCUUUCGAAGCGUUACAGCCGAGCUCUCAGACCCAGCGUGAACGGGAGGAGAAUGGUGGAUGUUCCCGUGAUGUCCACCGGCGUCCAGACAGAUGCCGUCAGCAGUGAGGCGGCGGAGGAGGAGACGCCGGCGGUGUUCAUCCGGAAAUCCUUUCAAGAAGAGAAUCACAUAAUGAGUAAUCUUCGGCAGGUGGGGCUGAAGAAGCCUAUGGAACGAUCCUCUGUUCUGGACCGGUAUCCGCCAGCGGCCAACGAGCUCACCAUGAGGAAGUCUUGGAUUCCAUGGAUGAGAAAAAGGGAAAACGGGCCCCCGAUGACUCAAGAGAAAGGGCCUCGAACAAGUUCCAGUCCGGGGCACCCGGGAGAGCUGGUUCUUUCCCCGAAGCAGGGCCAGCCCCUGCAUAUCCGAGUGACCCCAGACCACGAGAACAGUACCGCGACUUUGGAGAUAACCAGCCCGACGUCUGAAGAAUUUUUUUCUAGUACCACCGUCAUUCCUACCUUAGGGAAUCAGAAACCAAGGAUCACCAUUAUUCCAUCACCAAAUGUCAUGUCUCAAAAGCAAAAAGGUGGCGAUGGCCCUCUUGGCACAGAACGAUCCAUGUCCCCAGUCACAAUUACUACCUUUUCCAGAGAGAAGACCCCAGAAAGUGGAAGAGGUGCGUUUGCGGACAGGCCCACCUCCCCGAUCCAGAUCAUGACGGUGUCCACGUCCGCGGCACCAGCUGAGGUCGCCGUCUCUCCCGAAUCCCAGGAAAUGCCCAUGGGAAGGACUGUCUUCAAAGUCACCCCAGAAAAGCAGACUGUUCCAACUCCAGUCCGGAAAUAUAACUCCAAUGCCAAUAUCAUAACCACGGAAGACAAUAAAAUUCACAUUCACUUGGGUUCUCAGUUUAAACGAUCCCCGGGGACGUCGGCCGAAGGAGCAAGUCCGGUUAUCACUGUCCGACCUGUCAGCGUGACGGCUGAGAAGGAGGUGUCCACUGGCACCGUCCUGCGCUCUCCCAGGAACCAUCUCUCGUCGCGCCCUGGCGGGAGCAAAGUCACGAGCACCAUCACCAUCACACCUGUCACAACCUCAUCCGCCCGAGGAACCCAGUCAGUGUCAGGACAAGACGGGUCAUCCCAGCGGCCUACACCCACCCGCAUUCCUAUGUCAAAAGGUAUGAAAGCAGGAAAGCCAGUAGUGGCAGCCCCAGGAGCAGGAAAUCUGACCAAAUUCGAGCCUCGAGCUGAGACUCAGUCUAUGAAAAUAGAGCUGAAGAAGUCUGCAGCCGCCAGCACCGCCUCUCCCGGAGGGGGGAAGGGCUGAGGGCAGCGGCUGGGGAAAGCAUCAUCAUCCACCAGUUACGUAUGAACUCCAGAUGAAAUGGUAAACCAAGCACAUACUGGGUGUGUGUACUUCCUCUGCGUCCCUGUUGAAUGGAUAGUAUUUCUACAGCUCUCCAUCAUCAUUAAGGUCCUCCAUGCUACUGAUCGCUACUGGAAAUAAUUCUCUACUUCCAGUGAAUUUUUUUUUUUGAGGAUAUAAAUGGAAAAACUGAAAACGGUGUUGCUGAUAAUAUAAAAAUAGUUGGCAAGAGCAGUUCAAUCUUGGCGUCAAAAGGAAUUUCUCUUCCUUUUGCAAAGCUUUCAGGUCCAUGGGCACAUGCUAUGUAAUUUAUUUUUAUAAUACACUUUGUAAUGUGAUUUGUUUUUCCUAAAGUGUUUCCUUUUUCAUAGUCUAUGGCACAUAUAUCUGUAGAAUACAUUGUCAGUUCUUCAAAUGCAUUGCUAUUGGGGUAUUCAAAAAGGUGACCUAUACUUACUUUUAUCAAUUUGUUGUUUCUGAAAAAAAAAAAAAAGUAAAACACUCUAUAUAUUUCCUGGGGCAAAUUCAAGAAGUAAAACCAAAGCAGGAGAUUCUGGGAGAGGUAUUACUGUUGCUUGCACGAUGCUGUGGUUCUGAUUAUGGUUCAACACUAACAAGUAACACUCUGAUUAAAGAGUUUAAAUUUAAAGACUUAAGCCAGUUUUUAAAGUUGCUCUUUCUGGUGUUCUGUGCCAAAAUCUCUGGAUGAAUUGCUUUUCAUACGGAACAAGUUGGUAGGAGGGGCGGUAUGAAUUGAACCAGUUAAGUGUUAUUGGAUCAGCUUCUACUGACAGGUCAAUUAUCUUUCUGUUUGCAUUAUUUGCUUAUAUGCACAGGACUUAUAAUAAGGACUGUGAUUUCAGGAUAUUUAUCACAAUCUAAUCCAAAUGAAAGCCUGAAAAUAAAAACCAACCUAGAUAGUAUCAGCAUCUUUUAAAAAAUUGGUAAAGGAAAUCCCUAGAUAACAUUUUUUCUUGGUAGGAUUUGGACAGGUUUUCAUAACCACAUACAGGUUAGAAAAUAUAUUCUUUAAAAAUUCAAAGCAUAACAUACGUUACUCAAAUCUCAGUGUCAGACCUGCUGUUGAAUUUUGGUUUCUGUGAAAAUUUGCAUUUAAAUCUACUUGGAAUCCUUAGAGUCUAGGUUUUUUGUUUUUUUUUUUAAAGACUUUGUUAAUGUGGACAUGUUUUCAAUAAGGUCUUUAAAAAGAUCAUUUUAAAGAUCAAUGAAGAGUUGAUACAUCAAUUUCUAGAUGCAGAAAUCAUGUAUCCUGUCACUUUCCUGAGAGUAAAGAAAGAAUGCUUCUGAGGGUCACGCAGGUAACUAGAAAGAACACGAGUAACACUGUUGGCCCAUUUCUCAGUCCACAAGUUGUACCCGGGUUCAUAAGGCCAUAGAGAGGGGUCCACACUGAAUCUCUGGAACAGAAAAAUUAGUGUUGGAUUUCCUUCCCUCUGUAUCUUUGGAAGGUUUUAAGUAUACCUCGUGGAAUUGGCAAAUCAUAUUCAGCAGGUAUUAUAAGUUAAACAACUAUAUUUUAUGUAAAAUUAGCUUUGAUUUUUGUGAGGAAAUGAAACGCUACAGUAGGCUUGUCCCAGCAUGAAUGAUUGUGAACGCAUCACAGAACCUGCAGGGCUUUCGUUACUGAUUAAGAAAACUAGAGUGUGUCUGUGUGAAGGUUUAAAAAUUUGUUCUGAUGGGUUUUGAUUUCUGAAAGUGCUUCUGAACUGUAACGACAGGUUCAGUUAGGAAAGGGUUUAGUCUUGUUACAUUUAUUGACUCACAGUUAAGUCCCCUAUUUGCCACUGCUUACAUGUCUGAUGGCAAAAGUACUCUGAUCUAUCACAAGCAAAUAACCUUCUCAACGUGUGGGAACUUUAUUACACUAAUAGUGAAAAGGUUAGAGGGUAAGACUAUUUAAAUAAUUCUUGGUUAUAAUUUAAAAUGUUACAAGUAAUUUAUGUAUAUUUGGAUCUAAAGUUUUUAUUUCCCCUGAGUUUGUAAUGAAAUUAGGUACUUGCAAUGCAGAGUGAGGAUGAUGGUGCAAUCGAAGUCACUUAGAUGGAUGGUGCCUUUUUUCUGCCCAUGCUGUGCUUAAAUCCUCUGUUUAAACUCAAAUGGAAUCUGAGUGACAGAUGCGUAAAAUGAAUCUAAGUUAAUUUAAAAACUAAUGGUCUUGAAAUAGAAUAACAGAAUAUUAAAAAUAAAACAACCAGAUCGUAAACAGUCAUAUUCCAAUACCAACAUCCAGUUGAAACAAUUGCCCCCACGUGCAAUCCUGGCACCAUCUUAGGCUCAUAUAAUUUCUACAUCUUUUAUUGUAAAUAAAUUUCCAAUCAUCAGUAUGAAUGAGAAUCAGUUUUGAAUGGAGUAAUUAUGUUUUCUGAAACAUAGUCAUAAUUAGUGUUUCCAGGUUAAGGUACAAUUGAAUUAAUCCAUUAUUCAGCCCUUUUCUUUUUGAUGAGAGAGUGGUUUUUGAGGGAAUAUGCUGCAAACAUGUUUUUUCAAGUAUUUCAUAAAAUAUUAGGGUUUGAUGAAGAUAGUGGCAGAAUAAAUACUCCAGAUAUUAGAUGCCUGGAAUGUUCACAAAAUAUGAAGAAUUAAUUGUAUCUUAGGACAACCACUUAAAAAAAUUCAUGGUGCGGAACAGCUAGCUUAAACACGCAGAGAAACGAAAUUAUUCACAGCUUCUGAAAAUCAGUGACGAAGCAAAAGUAAAUGGUGUAUCAGACAAUGUAAUAUGGUUUGUGUCUUUUCUCUUCAUACUGUGGUUGAAUUUUCCUGGAAAUAAAAAGAAUAGCAAAAGUAGGGUGUGGUCAUGAAUCUGAUGAGCAACAAUUCUAAAAAUAACAAAUAUGCGAAAUGGAAGUUUUAGAAAAACACAUCUGGCACCUGAGGCAUAUAUCCCCCUCCAGACUCCAGUGCUGUGCCUCUGCUAAAAAUACGAAUUAGAGGGCAAAGAGGAAAAACAAUAAAAAUUGUUGUAAUAAAUUCAUAAACAUUGGGAGAGUUUUGUGGAAUUCAUUUUGCUUAAUGGCUAUUAAAAUUUUACGUUCUAAAGUUUUUAGUGCUUACUCCAUAACUAGAUGAUGAAAACUGUGUUUGUUACCUAGGAAAAAUACCAUAGAUUCAUAAAUUUGGACAGAAGUGUUUAAAGGUGCCAUGACAUGAUACAUUGAUUUUCUGGUGUUGUUUUCUUUUUGUUUAUGUUAUUUGGGUAAUUUUACCUCACCAUUCACAGAUUUUGUUAUUUUAACAGUUCAGAUUUGUAUUUAUUUAGAUUUUGCUUUAAAAAUAUCAGAUGUUAGUUUCUCCAAUGUAAGAGGCUUAUAAUGUGAUCAGAUAUUCUUUGAAGUCUUGCAGGUUUAAUGGAUUUUCAAAAGCAAAAGAUUGCAUUGAGAAAUUCUGGAGCUACGUUCUAUUUUCACAGCAGUCUCAAUUUUGUCUCUUUUAAGUUUUAUUAAAUCCAUGAGAAGUUUAUCAUUUUUCACUACAGCUGGGUGAAUUUAUGGAUAUGUACUUGUCUUUUAUACGAAUGUAAUAUCCAACUUUCAGUUCUUCACGGGCUAUUGAAAUUAUUUAACCCAUUAAGAUAUUCUCUGUGUUAUCUCCCAAGUCAACCGUGUUUAUCAAAAUCUCACCAGACUGAGAAAAACAAUUGUGAUACGAAAGCAUUGUGCAAUAUUCUUUUUUGAGUUGGAACAUAAUAUCCAUCACAUUAAAAUCAUUUAAAAUGAGUA
Messenger RNA from Camelus dromedarius (Arabian camel), 7929 nucleotides. RefSeq names its product filamin A interacting protein 1 (gene FILIP1). The transcript has 7 exons. The coding region runs from base 509 to 4150 and encodes 1213 amino acids. The record is from RefSeq and is a predicted model, not a curated record. Lineage: Eukaryota; Metazoa; Chordata; Mammalia; Artiodactyla; Camelidae. Gene Ontology annotation, cellular component: actin cytoskeleton.